Molecule: messenger RNA, 1745 nt
Organism: Oncorhynchus mykiss (rainbow trout)
Lineage: Eukaryota; Metazoa; Chordata; Actinopteri; Salmoniformes; Salmonidae
Product: CD276 antigen
Biological process (GO): negative regulation of T cell proliferation; T cell receptor signaling pathway; T cell costimulation
Cellular component (GO): external side of plasma membrane
Molecular function (GO): signaling receptor binding
Source: RefSeq, a predicted model, not a curated record
GUGACUGUUGGUAGUGCAGACUGUAGUUAAGAGUUUUGCACAUGUGACUCCAGUUGUGCCCACUGUAGUUUAGCAAUCGAAAAAAAACGGUAAGACGUGUUACGGUAUACUCCAUUUGAGAUCGCCUAUCCCGAUGGUGAAGUCUAUUUUACAGCGUCCCCUCAAAGGAUUCGAGAUGUCGGGGUGGUUCUUUAUUCUGCUCAUCGCUGCACUCAGUGACAUUGAUGCCUUCGAAGUACAGGCGCCCCAGCCCAGAGUGGUAGCCGUCUAUAACCAACCGGCUGUUUUGGGCUGUGUGUUCCCCCCUAGCCUUGACCUUGGUUCCCCCCUGGAAGAGGGUCUCGUGGUGACAUGGCAGAGGGUAGAAGAUUUGCGGGUGGUCCACAGUUUCUACUACGGAACAGACCAACUGGCGCGCCAGAGCGGAGAGUAUCACAACCGCACUGGACUGUUCCAUUCCCAGCUCUCUGGGGGAAACGCAUCCCUCAGGUUGGAGAGUGUAGGUCCAGGGGAUCAGGGAAGAUAUCUCUGUUCGGUUAAUAACAUGAAGGGGACAGGAAAGGCUGAGGUCCAGCUCAAAUACGCAGCAUUCUACACAGAGCCUCACCUCACAGUCCAGGCCCAGCACUCUUACACGACCUUCCUCUAUGAGACUGAAGGUUACCCAGAACCAGAGGUCCGCUGGUUGGACCCGCAUGGCCAUAACCUCACGCAUAACAUCUCAGUGACCCAGUCGUCCAAGGCCCCGGGCCUGCUCCUCUCCCUCCGUACCCAGCUGGUGAUGCAGGCUGGUGGGGCAGUCAACUACACCUUCUACCUGAGGAACCAGCUCCUGGAGCAGGUCAUGGAGAGGUCACUGAGUUAUGAGUCAAGCAGUAGAAACUAUGACGACUGUCCCAGAGACAGAUCCACACUGCUGAUGUUGUUCAUCCCUGCUGGAGGCUUGGUUAUUUUCCUCAUAUUCCUUUACUUUCGACGCAAACGGAAAGCCACAUCUAAAUCACAAAAUAUGACAGAAAUAACUGGGCGUAAACGAAAUUGUGACAAGAACACUAGUCCUCUAGAGGCAAGGACAUCCAACUGCGAAUCGGACGUCUCACCUCCAAGCCCAGUACAUGAAGUUUAAGAGACUCCUUGUUCAUUCUCUGCCAAGUCCAACGUGUGUUUCUGGUCUAGUAGCAUCAUGGUAACAUCCUUCCUGGAGCUGAGAAUGCUGGAAAUCCAGUUGUCAGUCUGACAGUAACAACGAAUCACAGUUUCAUUAGGUGGUGGUAACAUUAAAUGACUAUUUUUCUCUCCAUUGCCCAACAUGGGUCAGAUUACUGGAAAGAGAACCAGACACAAAGCUUCUAUUGAGAGACCUGAGGGGAAACAGUCUGACAGAUUUGGUGGGAGGGGCCUCAAACACAAUCCAGAACAGUGUUUAUGGGAAAUGAGUGGGAAAUGCCAUUUGUGCAUUGAAAGUAUUCAGAACCCUUGACUUUUUCGACAUUUUGUUACAUUACAGCCUUAUUGUCCUCAUCAAUCUACACACAAUAUCCCAUAAUGACAAAGUAAAAACAGGUUUUAAUAAAUUUUGGCAAAUGUAUUAAAAUUAAAAAAUUUAAAAACAGAUAGCUUAUUAACGUAAGUCUUCAGACCCUUUGCUAUGAGACUCUAAAUUGAGUUAAGGUGCAUCCUGUUUCCAUUGAUCAUCCUUGAGACAUCCGUGAAGACUCGAGGCUGUAGUCACUGCCACAGUUGCU